UCCUGUCCCACCUACGGCCGCCUUGGAAGCUCAGGGGCGGGGCCUGAGGACGCCCCGCCCCGCGCCGGGGGUGGGGGAGGAGGAGGGGCAGGCGCUGGGUCUGCAGUGCAGCGCGAAUGCGCGAGCAGGCGGCCAAGGCCCCGAGGUGCGGCCUGCCCCAGAGCGCUGAGCGGCUGUUGCACCGCAGACGGGCCACAGCCGCCGCGGCAUCCAGCCCCGGCCCGCACCAUGAAGUCCGCGGGCCCCUCCUGAGCUGCGGCUGCCGGCGCAAGGGGCCUCGGGGAACCGGGGCCAUGCGCGGGCUGCGCUGACGAUGCCGCCCGGCGCGCCCGCUCGCCUGGCGCUGGCCCUAGGCCUGGGCCUGUGGCUCGGAGCGCUGGCUGGAGACCCUGGGCGCGGCUGCGGGCCUUGCCCGCUCCCCUGCUUCUGCGGCCCGGCGCCCGACGCCGCCUGCCGCGUCAAUUGCUCGGGUCGCUGGCUGCAGACGCUAGGGCCGAGUCUGCGCAUCCCGGCUGACGCCACCGCGCUAGACCUGUCCCACAACCUACUUCAGACGCUGGAUAUCGGGCUCCUGGUGAACCUUUCGGCACUGGUGGAGCUGGACUUAAGCAACAAUAGGAUUUCUACAUUAGAAGAAGGCGUGUUUGCUAAUUUAUUUAAUUUAAGUGAAAUAAACCUGAGUGGGAACCCAUUUGAGUGCAACUGUGGUCUGGCGUGGCUGCCACGCUGGGCAAAGGAACAUCAGGUGCAUGUGGUACAGUCUGAGGCAACCACGUGCAGGGGGCCCAUUCCACUGGCCGGCCAACCUCUUCUCAGUAUCCCCUUAUUGGACAGUGCCUGUGAUGAGGAAUAUGUUGCCUGCCUCCCUGACAACAGCUCAGGUGCUGUGGCAGCAGUGCCCUUCUUCUUUGCCCACGAGGGACCACUGGAGACUGAGGCCUGCAGUGCCUUCUGCUUCUCAGCUGGUGAGGGCCUUGCAGCCCUCUCAGAACAGAAUCAAUGCCUCUGUGGGACAGGCCAGCCCUCUAACUCUUCUGCAGCCUGCUCAUCCUGGUGUUCCAGCAUCUCACCGUCCCUCAGUUCUGCCUGUGGGGGCCCCACCAUGCUCCAGCACACCUUUCCUGCCUCCCCAGGGGCUGCCCUGGUGGGCCCCCAUGGACCCCUGGCCUCUGGCCAGCCAGCAGACUUCCAUAUUACUUCCUCCCUGCCUAUUAGCUCAACACGCUGGAACUUUGGAGAUGGCUCUCUUGAGGUGGACAUGGCUGGCCCUGCUGCCACCCACUCCUAUGUGCUACCUGGGGGCUAUCACGUGACAGUUGUGUUGGCUUUGGGGGCUGGCUCAGCUCUGCUGGAGACAGAGGUGCAAGUAGAAGUGGCACCUACUGUCCUGGAGCUUGUGUGCCCAUCCUUUGUGCACAGUAACGAGAGCCUUGAACUUGGCAUACGGAAUCGUGGAGGCUCUGCCCUAGAGGUUACUUAUAGCAUCCUGGCCUUGGAUAAAGAGCCUGCCCAAGUGGUCCACCCACUCUGCCCCUCGGGCACAGAGAUCUUCCCUGGCAAUGGUCACUGCUACCGCCUGGUGGCAGAGAAGGCACCCUGGCUGCAAGCUCAGGAGCACUGUCAGACCUGGGCUGGAGCUGCCUUGGCUAUGGUGGACAGUCCUGCCAUCCAGCACUUCCUAGUCUCCAAGGUUACCAGGAGCCUGGAUGUGUGGAUCGGCUUCUCAUCUGUGGAGGGGACAGAAGAAGGCCUGGAUCCCCAAGGUGAGGCCUUUAGCCUGGAAAGCUGCCAGAACUGGCUGCCUGGGGAGCCACACCCAGCCACAGCGGAGCAUUGUGUGCGGUUGGGGCCCGCUGGGCAGUGCAACACAGACCUGUGUUCAGCACCACAUAGUUACGUCUGUGAGCUGCGGCCUGGAGGGCCUGUGCGGGAUGCUGAGAACUUUCUUGUGGGAGUGUCUGGUGGAGGCCUGUCUGGACCUCUGCACCCACUGGCACGGCAGGAAACUGUCCAGGGCCCCCUGCGGCCCGUAGAGGUCAUGGUGUUCCCUGGCCUGAGCCCUAGCCGUGAAGCCUUUCUCACUGCAGCAGAGUUUGAGACUCAGGAGCUUGAUGAGCCUGUCCAGCUGCGUCUGCAGGUGUACCGGCCUUCAAGAGAAGCAGCAGUGGCCCUAGAAGGCAGCAGUGAGCCUGACAACAAGACUGAGCCGGCACCCAAGUGUGUGCCUGAGGAACUCUGGUGUCCAGGAGCCAAUGUCUGCCUACCUUUUGAUGCUUCGUGUACUUCUCAUGUCUGCAUCAAUGGGUCCGUGUCAAGGCUGGGACUCCCUAGGGCCAGUUACACACUAUGGAAGGAGUUCUUUUUUUCUGUGCCUGCAGGGCCUCCCACACAGUACUUGGUCACCCUCCACAGCCAGGAUGUUCCUAUGCUCCCUGGUGACCUCAUUGGUUUACAGCAUGAUGCUGGCCCAGGUACCCUUCUACACUGUCCCCUGGCUUCCAGCUGUCCUGGCCAAGCCCUGUACCUUUCAACCAAUGCCUCAGAUUGGAUGACCAACCUGCCUAUCCAUCUGGAAGAAGCUUGGGCUGGCCCUGUCUGCUCCCUACAGCUGCUUUUGGUCACAGAGCAGCUUACCCCACUGCUGGGCCAUGGGCCUAACCCUGGAUUACAGCAUCCUGGGCACUAUGAGAUCUGGGCUACAGUGGGCAACAGCGUAUCCAGGCAAAAUCUGUCCUGCAGCUUCAGUGUGGUCUCUCCAGUAGCUGGGCUGAGAGUCAUUCACCCUGUUCCUCUUGAUGGCCAUAUCUAUGUGCCAACCAAUGGCUCAGUCUUGGUGCUUCAGGUAGAUUCUGGUGCUAAUGCCACCGCCACAGUUCAGUGGCUUGGGGGCAAUAUUAGUGCUCCCUUUGAGGAUGCCUGCCCUCCUGAGGUGGAUUUUCUCAAGCAAGAUUGCACUGAAGAGGCCAAUGGCACCCUGUUCUCAGUGUUGGUGUUGCCCAGGCUCAAGGAGGGGGAUCAUGCAGUGGAGAUUGUGGCACAGAAUGGAGCCAGCCAGGCCAACCUCAGCCUAAGGGUGACAGCUGAGGAGCCCAUCUAUGGCCUUCGUGCUGUGCCAAGCCCCGAGGCCCGAGUGCUACAGGGCAUCCUGGUGCGGUACAGCCCCAUGGUGGAGGCCGGCUCAGAUGUGGCCUUCCGGUGGACCAUUGAUGAUAAACAGUCCUUGACUUUUCACAACACUGUCUUCAAUGUAAUAUACCAGAGUGCUGCCGUCUUCAAGCUCUCGCUGACAGCCUCUAACCAUGUGAGCAACAUCACCGUGAACUACAAUGUCACUGUGGAGCGGAUGAACAAGAUGCAUGGGCUGUGGGUAUCUGCAGUGCCGGCUGUGUUGCCCCCCAAUGCCACAUUGGCACUGGCAGGUGGUGUGCUGGUGGAUUCAGCUGUGGAAGUGGCCUUCCUGUGGAACUUUGGGGAUGGGGAGCAGGUACUCCGCCAGUUCAAGCCUCCAUACGACGAGUCCUUCCAGGUUCCAGACCCCACAGUGGCCCAGGUGCUGGUGGAACACAAUACCACGCACAUUUACACUACCCCAGGUGAGUACAACCUGACCGUCCUUGUGUCCAAUACCUAUGAGAAUCUGACGCAGCAGGUGACAGUGAGUGUGCGCACUGUUCUCCCCAAUGUGGCUAUUGGCAUGAGCAGCAACGUCUUGGUGGCUGGCCGACCCAUCACCUUUUCCCCAUAUCCGCUGCCCUCAGCUGAUGGUGUCCUAUAUACGUGGGACUUUGGGGAUGGCUCACCUGUCCUAAUACAGAGCCAGCCAGUACUCAACCACACCUACAGCUUGACGGGCACUUACAGAAUCACCUUGGAGGUUAACAACACAGUGAGCAGCGUGGCAGCACAUGCAGACAUCCAUGUCUUCCAGGAGUUGAAUGGCCUGACUGUGUAUUUGAGCCCAUCUGUGGAGCAGGGAGCCCCCAUGGUAGUCAGUGCUUCUGUGGAGUCAGGUGACAACAUUACAUGGACAUUUGACAUGGGAGAUGGCACAGUGUUCACAGGCCCUGAGGCUACAGUACAACAUGUAUACCUGCGGGCCCAGAACUUCACAGUGACAGUAGGAGCAGCCAGCCCUGCUGGCCACUUGUCCCAGAGCCGGCAUGUGCAAGUGUUUGUCCUGGAGGUAUUACGCAUAGAGCCCUCUACCUGCAUCCCCACACAACCCAGUGCCCAGCUUAUGGCCCAUGUCACUGGGGACCCUGUUCAUUACCUCUUUGAUUGGACUUUUGGAGAUGGUUCCUCCAAUGUGACUGUCCAUGGGCAUCCAUCAGUGACACACAACUUCACUCGGAGUGGCAUAUUCCCACUGGCAUUGGUUUUGUCAAGCCAUGUGAACAAGGCACAUUAUUUUACCAGCAUCUGUGUGGAACCUGAGAUACGUAACAUCACCCUGCAGCCUGAGAGGCAGUUUGUGAAACUGGGGGAUGAAGCCUGGCUGGUUGCCUAUUCUUGGCCCCCGUUCCCGUACCGAUAUACCUGGGACUUUGGCACUGAAGACACUACCCACACCCAAACUGGGGGCUCUGAAGUGACGUUUAUCUACCAAGAACCAGGCUCCUACUUGGUGAUAGUCACUGUGUCCAACAACAUCUCUUCUACCAAUGACUCCGCUUAUGUGGAAGUACAGGAGCCAGUGUUAGUCACUGGCAUCAGGAUCAAUGGUUCCCGUGUGCUAGAGCUGCAGCAACCUUACCUGUUCUCAGCCAUGGGCAAUGGGAGCCCUGCCACCUACAUGUGGGAACUGGGAGAUGGCAGCCAGCAUGAGGGUCCUGAGGUCACCCAUAUCUACAGCAGCACUGGUGAUUUCAUUGUCAGGGUGUCUGGCUGGAAUGAAGUGAGCCAUAGUGAGGCCCAACUCAAUGUCACCGUAAAACAGCGUGUGCAGGGCCUCACCAUCAAUGCCAGCCGCACAGUGGUGCCCCUGAAUGGCAGUGUGAGCUUUAGCACCUCGUUGGAGGUGGGCAGUGAUGUGCAUUACUCCUGGGUGCUCUGUGACAGAUGCACACCCAUUCCAGGCGGCCCCACUAUUUCCUACACCUUCCGCUCAGUGGGCACGUUCAAUAUUAUUGUCACAGCUGAGAAUGAGGUGGGUUCUGCCCAGGACAGCAUCUUCAUCUAUGUUCUGCAGCUCAUUGAGGGGCUUCAGGUGGUGGGGGGCAAUAGUGGCUGGUGCUUCCCUACCAACUACACACUGCAGUUGCAAGCUGCAGUUAGGGAUGGCACCAACAUCUCCUACAGCUGGACAGCCCAGCAGGAUGGCGGCCUCACUCUCUUCGGCAGUGGCAAGAGCUUUUCUCUCACUGCACUCAAAGCUAGCACCUACUAUGUCCAGCUUAGGGCCACUAACAUGUUGGGCAGUGCCUCAACCAACCGUACUAUAGACUUUGUGGAGCCUUUGGAGAGUCUAAUCCUAUCUGCAUCCCCCAAUCCAGCUGCUGUCAACACGAGUCUCACCCUUGGUGCUGAAUUGGCUGGUGGAAGUGGUGUUGUUUACACUUGGUACCUGGAGGAGGGGCUGAGUUGGGCGACCUCCAUGCCAUCCACCACCCAUACCUUCGCUACACCUGGCCUGCACUUGGUCAGAGUCACAGCUGAGAACCAAUUGGGCUCAGUCAAUGCCACAAUUGAAGUGGCCAUACAGGUGCCUGUGGGUGGCCUGAACAUCAGAACCAGUGAGUCAGAUAGCAUCUUUGUGGCAGCUGGCUCCACUGUACCCUUCUGGGGUCAGCUGGCCGAAGGUACCAAUGUGACUUGGUGCUGGACCUUGCCAGGUGGUAGUAAGUACAGCCAGGACAUUGCUGUGCGCUUCCCCACUGCUGGCAACUUCUCUCUGCAGCUUAAUGCUUCCAAUGCAGUCAGUUGGGUCUCAGCCAUGUACAAUCUCACAGUAGAAGAGCCCAUUGUGAGCCUGGUGCUGUGGGCCAGCAACAAGGUAGUGGCGCCUGGGCAGCCAGUCCACUUUCAAAUCUUGCUGGCAGCUGGCUCUGCUGUUACUUUCCAACUUCAGGUUGGUGGGUCUGUCCCUGAAGUGCUCCCUAGUCCCCACUUCUCCCACAGCUUCUUUCGGGUUGGAGACCAUAUGGUGAAUGUGCAGGCCGAGAACCACGUGAGCCGUGCCCAGGCACAGGUUCGCAUCUUAGUGCUGGAGGCUGUUGUUGGGCUGCAGGUACCCAACUGCUGUGAGCCGGGCAUGGCCACAGGCACUGAGAAGAACUUCACAGCCCGGGUGCAGCGGGGUUCCCGUGUUGCCUAUGCCUGGUAUUUCUCCUUGCAAAAGGUUCAAGGUGACUCGUUAGUUAUUUUAUCUGGCCGUGAUGUUACAUACACGCCUGUGGCUGCAGGGUUACUAGAGAUCCACGUGCGUGCCUUCAAUGAACUGGGUGGUGUGAACCUCACGCUCACGGUGGAAGUCCAGGAUAUCAUCCAGUAUGUAACACUUCAAAGUGGCCGCUGCUUUACCAACCGCUCUGCCAGGUUCAAGGCUGCUACAAGCCCCAGUCCCCGGCGUGUAAUCUACCACUGGGACUUUGGGGAUGGGACUCCAAUACAGGAAACAGAAGAAUCCUGGGCUGACCACUACUACCUGCAUCCCGGGGACUACCAUGUAGAGGUGAAUGCUACAAACCUAGUGAGUUUUUUCGUGGCACAGGUCACAGUUACUGUCCAGGUGCUGGCCUGCAGGGAGCCUGAAGUGGAGGUAGCGCUGCCUCUGCAGGUGUUGAUGCGGCGUUCCCAGCGCAACUACCUGGAGGCCCAUGUUGAUCUACGCAACUGUGUCUCCUACCAGACUGAGUAUCGAUGGGAGGUAUAUCGUACUGCCAGCUGCCAACGGCCAGGACGUAUGGCUCAAAUGGUACUACUGCCUGGUGUGGAUGUGAGCCGGCCCCAGCUGGUGGUGCCACGGCUGGCACUGCCUGUGGGCCACUACUGCUUUGUGUUCGUGGUUUCAUUUGGGGACACACCAUUGGCACGGAGCAUCCAGGCCAAUGUGACAGUGGCUGCUGAGCGUCUGGUGCCCAUCAUUGAAGGUGGCUCCUACCGGGUGUGGUCAGACACACAGGACCUGGUGCUGGAUGGGAGCAAGUCCUAUGACCCAAAUCUGGAGGAUGGUGAUCAGACACCGCUCAACUUCCAUUGGGCUUGCGUGGCUUCAACACAGAGUGAGAUAGGUGGCUGCAUGCUGAACUUUGGGCCCCGUGGGAGCAGUGUGGUUACCAUCCCCCUGGAACGCCUAGAAGCUGGUGUAGAAUAUACCUUCAACCUCAUAGUGUGGAAAGCAGGUCGGAAGGAAGAAGCCACCAACCAGACGGUGCUGAUCAGAAGUGGGCGGGUACCCAUUGUGUCCCUUGAGUGUGUGUCCUGCAAGGCACAAGCAGUGUAUGAAGUGAGCCACAGUUCCUACGUGUACUUGGAGGGUCACUGCCACAACUGCAGCAGGGGCUCCAAGCAAGGGCGCUGGGCAGCUCGCACUUUCAGCAAUAAGACUCUGGUGCUGAAUGAGACAACAACAUCCACGGGUAGCACUGGCAUGCAUCUGGUAGUGCGGCCGGGUGCACUGCGUGAUGGGGAGGGCUACGUCUUCACACUCACUGUGCUGGGCCACUCAGGGGAGGAAGAGGGCUGUGCCUCAAUCCGCCUCUCGCCCAACCGUCCCCCACUUGGAGGUUCCUGCCACCUAUUCCCAUUGGAUUCUGUUCGUGGCCUCACCACUAAGGUUCACUUCGAAUGUACAGGUUGGCGUGAUGCAGAAGAUGGUGGAGCCCCACUGGUAUAUGCCCUAUUGCUGAGGCGCUGUCGUCAGAGCUAUUGUGAGAAUUUCUGUAUCUAUAAGGGUAGUCUCUCCACCUAUGGGGCUGUCCUGCCUCCUGGAUUCCAGCCCCUUUUUGUGGUGAGCCUGGCUGUGGUUGUACAAGACCAGCUGGGUGCUGCUAUUGUUGCACUCAACAGGUCUUUGACCAUUGUCCUACCAGAACCCACUGGAAAUCCUGCAGACCUCAUACCCUGGCUCCACAGCCUGACUGCCAGUGUACUGCCUGGGCUCCUGAAGCAGGCUGACCCUCAGCAUGUCAUCGAGUACUCUUUAGCCCUCAUUACUGUGCUCAAUGAGUAUGAGCAGGCCCCAGGUGUGGUGUCAGAGCCCAACCUUGAGCAGCAGCUGCGAGCCCAAAUGCGUAAGAACAUCACAGAGACCCUGAUCUCCCUGCGGGUCAACACUGUCGAUGACAUCCAGCAGAUCACUGCUGCAUUAGCCCAGUGCAUGGUGUCCAGCAGGGAGCUCAUGUGUCGUUCAUGCCUGAAGAAGAUGCUGCAGAAGCUGGAGGGCAUGAUGCGCAUCUUGCAAGCUGAAACCACUGAGGGCACCUUGACACCCACCACCAUUGCUGACAGUAUUCUCAAUAUCACAGGUGACCUCAUCCACCUGGCCAGCUUGGACAUUCAGGGCCCACAGCCCUUGGAGCUAGGGGCAGAGCCGCCCUCCCUGAUGGUGGCAUCCAAGGCCUACAACCUCUCAUCGGCCCUCAUGUGCAUCCUCAUGCGUUCCCGAGUGCUCAAUGAAGAGCCUCUGACUCUUGCAGGCGAGGAGAUUGUGGCCCUGGGCAAGCGCUCAGACCCACUCAGCCUUCUAUGUUAUGGCAAAGCCUUGGGGCCUAGCUGUCACUUCUCCAUUCCUGAGGCCUUCAGUGGGGCCCUGUCGAACCUUAGUGAUGUGGUACAGCUCAUCUUCCUUGUGGAUUCCAACCCCUUUCCCUUUGGCUACAUUAGCAACUACACAGUCUCCACCAAAGUGGCAUCUAUGGCAUUCCAGACGCAGACUGGUACCCAGAUCCCUAUUGAGCAGUUGGCUGCAGAGCGUGCCAUCACAGUGAAGGUGCCAAACAACUCAGACCAGGCUGCCCAGCGCUCCCACAAUCCUGUGGGUUCUACCAUUGUACAGCCUCAGACCUCAGUCAGUGCUGUGGUUACUGCAGACAACAGCAACCCUCAAGCUGGGCUGCAUCUAAGGAUCACUUACACAGUGCUUAACGAGCGCUCUCUGUCUGAGGAGCCUGAGCCCUAUUUGGCUGUGUACUUGGACUCGGUGUCCCAGCCCAAUGAGUACAACUGCUCGGCCAGUAGGAGGAUCAGCCUGGAGGUGCUAGAGGGUGCUGACCACAGGCUCUACACCUUCUUCAUUGCCCCAGGAACUGGGACCUUGGACAGGAGUUACUACCUGAACCUGACCAGCCAUUUCCACUGGUCUGCACUGGAGGUGUCUGUGGGCCUGUAUACAUCCCUGUGCCAGUACUUCAGUGAGGAGAUGAUGAUGUGGAGAACUGAGGGGGUUGUACCCCUGGAAGAGACCUCACCCAGCCAGGCUGUCUGUCUCACCCGCCACCUCACUGCCUUUGGUGCCAGCCUUUUUGUGCCUCCCAGCCAUGUCAAGUUCAUCUUUCCUGAACCAUCUGCAAGUAUUAACUACAUUGUCCUUCUGACAUGUGUCAUAUGCCUGGUGACCUAUGUGGUCAUGGCUAUGAUCCUGCGCAAGCUGGACCAGCUGGAUGUUAGCCGCGUCCGUGUCAUCCCAUUCUGUGGGAAGGGGGGCCGCUUCAAGUAUGAAAUACUUGUUAAGACCGGCUGGAGCCGAGGUUCAGGUACCACGGCUCACGUUGGCAUCAUGUUGUAUGGAGAGGACAACCGUAGUGGUCACCGCCACUUAGAUGGGGACAGAGCCUUUCAUCGAAACAGCCUGGACAUCUUCCAGAUUGCCACCCAGCACAGCCUGGGCAGCGUGUGGAAGAUCCGAGUGUGGCAUGACAACAAAGGGCUCAGCCCUGCCUGGUUCCUGCAGCAUAUCAUCGUCCGGGACUUACAGAGUGCCCGCAGCACCUUCUUUUUGGUCAAUGACUGGCUGUCUGUGGAGACUGAGGCCAACGGGGGCCUAGUGGAGAAGGAGGUGCUUGCAGCAAAUGAAGCUGCCUUGUGGCAGUUCCAGCGGCUCCUAGUGGCCGAACUGCAGAGAGGCUUCUUUGACAAGCACAUCUGGCUCUCCAUAUGGGACAGGCCACCUCGUAGCCGGUUCACUAGAGUCCAGAGGGUUACCUGCUGUGUCCUCCUUCUCUGCCUGUUCCUGGCUGCCAAUGCUGUGUGGUAUGGAGUCGUCGGAGAUACCACCUACAGCAUGGGGCCCGUGUCCAGUCUGAUCUCUCCAAGUGUCGACACAGUCGCUAUUGGCCUUGUGUCCAGUGUGGUAGUCUACCCUGUCUAUUUGGCUGUCCUGUUCCUCUUCCGGAUGUCGCGGAGUAAGGUGUCUGGGGAUCAAAACCCCACACCCACAGGGCAGCAGGCCCUAGAUGUUGACAGCUACCUGGACCCAUCUGUGCUAGACAGCUCCCUCCUCACAUUCUCUGGCCUCACAGAGGCCUUCUCUGGGCAAGUGAAGAAUGACUUGUUUCUGGAAGAUGCUAAAAGCCUGGUGUGCUGGCCAUCCAGUGAGGGCAGUCUUAGUUGGCCAGACCUGCUCAGUGACCCAUCUGUUGUGAGCAGCACAUUGCAGCAAUUGGCCCAGGGCAGGCCUGGCUGCAUGUUGGGCUCAGAGGAGGAUGGUGCCUCUCUGGUUAGCCCUUCCUUGCCUGCCAAAUACUUGUCAGCCUCAGAUGAAGACCUGAUCCAUCAGGUACUGGCUGAUGGGGCCAACAACCUGGUUCCUACCCAGGAUGCCCUCAUAGAAACAGACCUGCUUACUAGCCUGUCUAGUGUUCCUGGAGAGAAAAUGGAAACUCUGAUACUGCAGACAAUGGGGGACAAGAGACCACCCAGCAUGGGCCUGACUUGGGAACAGUCCCCGGUGACAAGGCUUUCCAGGACAGGACUGGUGGAAGGUCUUCGGAAGCGACUGCUACCUGCCUGGUGUGCCCCGCUGGCGCAUGGGCUCAGCCUACUCUUGGUAGCUGUGGCUGUAGCAGUUUCAGGGUGGAUUGGUGCCAGCUUCGCUCCCAGUGUGAGUGUCAUGUGGCUUCUCUCAAGCAGCUCCAGCUUCCUGGCCUCAUUUCUUGGCUGGGAGCCCCUUAAGGUCCUGCUGGAAGCCCUCUACUUCUCACUUGUAGCCAAACGGCUACAUCCUGAUGAAGAUGACACUCUGGUAGAGAGCCCAGCUGUAACACCUGUGAGUGAGCGUGUGCCCCGUGUGCGACCCCCACAUGGUUUUGCACUCUUCUUGGCAAAAGAGGAAGCCCGCAAGGUCAAGAGGCUCCAUGACAUGCUGAAGAGCCUCUUGGUGUACAUGCUUUUCUUACUGGUGACGCUGCUGGCCAACUAUGGGGAUGCUUCUUGCCAUGGUCACGCCUAUCGCCUGCAGAGUGCCAUCAAGCAGGAGCUGGAUAGUCAAGCCUUUCUGGCCAUAACCCGGUCUGAUGAGUUCUGGCCAUGGAUGUCACAUGUACUUUUGCCCUAUGUCCAUGGGAACCAGUCUAGCCCUGAGCUAGGGCCUCCACGGCUACGGCAGGUGCGGCUGCAGGAAGCAUCCUGCCCAGACCCUUCUAGCUCGGAGCACAUGUGUUCAGCUGCAGGAAGCUUGAGCACCAGUGACUAUGGCAUUGGUUGGCAGAGUGUGGUGCAAAAUGGCUCUGAGACAUGGGCCUACUCUGCACCAGACCUGCUGGGAGCCUGGUACUGGGGGUACUGUGCAGUAUAUGACAGUGGGGGCUACAUACAGGAGUUAGGACUGAGUCUGGAAGAGAGCCGUGCACGACUGGGUUUCCUGCAGCUGCACAACUGGCUUGACAGCAGGAGCCGUGCAGUGUUCGUAGAACUCACCCGUUACAGCCCUGCUGUGGGGCUUCAUGCUGCUGUUACACUGCGCCUCGAAUUCCCUGUGGCCGGCCAUGCACUGGCUGCCUUCAGUGUCCGCCCAUUUGCAUUACGGCGACUCAGCACCGGCCUGUCUCUGCCACUGUUCACCUCGGUGUGCUUACUGCUAUUUGCCCUAUACUUUUUCGUGGCCGAGGUGCAUACCUGGCGCAGAGAUGGGUGUGCACGCACAGCAAGGCCUGAUGCCUGGGCACGGUGGCUACUGGUGAUACUGACAGCAGCUACAGGGUUGGUACGCCUGGCCCAGUUGGGCAUUGCUGAUCGCCAGUGGACCCAUUUCGUGCAUGACCAUCCACACCACUUCACUAGCUUCGACCAAGUUGCUCAGCUGGGCUCUGUGGCCCAAGGACUGGCAGCUUCACUACUCUUCCUGCUUCUGGUCAAGGCUGCCCAGCAGCUGCGGUUUGUGCGCCAGUGGUCUGUUUUUGGCAAGACAUUGUGUCGGGCCCUGCCAGAGCUCAUGGGAGCCACAUUGGGCCUGGUGCUGCUUGGCGUGGCCUAUGCACAAAUGGCCAUCCUGCUUAUUUCCUCUGGUGCUGAUACUCUCUACAACAUGGCCCGAGCCUUCCUGGUGCUGUGCCCUGGGGCAAGGGUCCCCACUCUGUGCCCUUCUGAGUCCUGGUACCUGACCCCUCUGCUGUGUGUGGGGCUCUGGGCUCUGCGAGUGUGGGGUGCCCUGAGGUUAGGGGCUGUCCUCCUGCGUUGGCGGUACCAUGCCUUGCGUGGGGAGCUCUACCGCCCAGCAUGGGAGCCCCAGGACUAUGAGAUGGUGGAGCUUUUCCUGCGUAGGCUUCGGCUCUGGAUGGGCUUCAGCAAAGUCAAGGAGUUCCGCCACAAAGUCCGCUUUGAAGGAAUGGAUCCACUGCCUUCCCGCUCAUCCAGGGGCUCCAAGUCAUCCCCAGUAGUGCCUCCACCCAGCGCAGGCUCAGAAGCCUCACAUCCCUCCACCUCAUCCAGCCAGCCAGAUGGGCUGAAUGCUGGCUUAAGUCGCUCAGCACUGAGACUGGAACCAGAGCCCUCACGCCUACAUGCUGUGUUUGAAAGCCUGCUUGUCCAAUUUGACCGACUCAACCAGGCCACAGAGGACGUCUACCAGCUGGAGCAACAACUCCAGAGCCUUCGAGGCCACGGGCACAGCGGACCUCCUUCCUCUCCACCCCUUGGCUGCUUCCCAGGCUCUCAGCCAGCUUUGCCCAGCCACCUUUCUCGGACCAGUCAGGGGCUAGAUCAGACUAUAGGUCCCAGCAGGGUGUCUCUGUGGCCGAAUAACAAAGUCCACCCGAGCAGCACUUAGGCCCUAGGGGUCUUGGCCAUUCCCUUCCUUGGGAAUGCCUGGAGCUUCACACUGGACUCUCAGAGCCAGCGUGGGCACUACUCAGUAUUACCUUCUGCUGCCCUCUAGGUUGGGCCAGGCAGCAUGGCUGCAUGCCAGUUCUUUUGGGUACAGGUAUUGCUGCCUUCCUUACCUGUCCACUUAUGGGGCUUCAGCACUUUAAAAAGGCUGUGUGGUCAGCCAGGACCCAGGGUCCCCUCCCCACAGGAGGACACAGCAGUAUUGGACCAAGUGAGUACCCAGCCUCCAAGAUGCUAACUUAUUUCCCCCGAGUCCUCAGGUUCAGCGGGCUGUGCCCAGCUCUACCCCUAGGUGGCCAUCUCCUCUUGCUAAAAAUCUAAGCUGGAGGCAGGGCUAAGCUAUACUUCUCCUUUAUCCGUCCCCUAAGUUAUUACCUCUCUUGUUUCUGCAGCAUACUUGCCCUCUAGCUACCAUCCGCUUUCUAUGUCCACCAUCAAUAAUUUAUAUGGGGUUAAAAUGUAUAUAUUUUUGUAUGUCAGUAUUUUCUACUUGGGCUGAAAAUGGGUCCACUGUUACCCAGGGUAGGGGUGCAGGGGAAGCUGCAGCUAUUAUUGGAUCCGAGUCUGGCCUUGGGCAGGUGCUGGACAGCAAUUGGGGCCACCAUGGCCUGGUUUUCUUCCCUUAUCUGGGGGCCAGGCAGCACGCAGGUCUGCUGGUUUCAGAUCUGAGCGAGGGCAGGACUACUAUGGGAUGAAAGAUGCCAAGAAGUUAUUGGACAAGCCCACCAACGGGGCUGGCCCCAUGGCGGGGGAAGAGACUGCAUGUGAUGGCACCUGCCUGCUUCUGUGGGCUCAGCUGCAGCUCUAGCCUGGACUCUGCCCCAACCCCAAACAGACAAAGUCAAAUAAAGAAGCUGUCUGACUGCU
This is a messenger RNA of Mastomys coucha (southern multimammate mouse), 14127 nucleotides long. RefSeq names its product polycystin 1, transient receptor potential channel interacting (gene Pkd1). NCBI's taxonomy places the organism in Eukaryota, Metazoa, Chordata, Mammalia, Rodentia, Muridae. The record is from RefSeq and is a predicted model, not a curated record. Gene Ontology annotation, molecular function: protein binding. The transcript is spliced from 46 exons. Bases 314 to 13201 code for a protein of 4295 amino acids. Gene Ontology annotation, cellular component: membrane. Gene Ontology annotation, biological process: kidney development.